UGUUACCAGUCGGUGACAUAAUGUCGCAGCUUUUAUGAAACGAGACAUGCGAAAAGCCACUACCAAGAUUUUAUGAAACUCGUAUCUUUGGUUUUAAAGAAAGUUGUGCCGUAAGAAUUGUUUGGUAUUUGAAGCAAGGACCAAUUCCUAUUUUUGAAGACUCUGCACCAAUUGGAACCAACUCUUAAGAACUUUUGUUGGCGAUUCUAGUCGAUUUCUUUUUCAACUCUAAAUAUUGCCGUUCUUUUUUGGUUUUUGGCUUGUCAUUGCAAAAAUGAAGAAUAAAUACAGUCCUGUUUCAGACUCUGACGAGUCUUUCAAAACGCUCAUUGAUGAGAAAUCAGAUAUACAUUCUUCAGAGGGUACGCCUCCUCCGUAUUCAGCUCCGAACAAAUUUAUUGAUUUAGAAAUGGCUGAUGGAUCUGCUCAGCAUUCUGCCCAAGAGUCCACUAACAACGCUGGGUCGGAUUCGAGAUAUUCGAAGUGGAUUCGAAUAGCUAUCUUCUUUUUUUUUGCAUCUGUUGUGUAUGUUGUAACUUAUUCUAUUUUUCUCGUGGUGUUUUUUUAUUUCAAGAUUCCUGUGAGGACGGAAACCUUUUGGGGACUUUCGGUUACCUGUCCAGCAUCCAUUGUAGUAUUUCUCUAUUCAAUGUCUCAAAUUCCUAAAGAAUGGUUCACGCAAAUUGGUAGAGUGCUGUCCAACAUGUGUGCCGCAGUAUUAUGUACGGCCUCUCUGAAUGUCCCUUGUUAUUCCGUGUAUUAUUUUGUAAAGAAGGUAAUAGGAUUUGAAAAGAUGGACAAAGGGUUUUUCUAUUUUGUUUGCAUUGUUAACGUUGCCGUGUUUGUUUUAUUUUGGAGAUAUCCAGAUGCGCGACAACUUCGAAUAUUUAUUGCUGAUUUAGGAAAUGCUGCGAAUUACUUUCGACCGACAGAUCCAGAAAAUGAAGCACCUCAUAACGAGGAAAUCGAGCUUCAACCUUUUGCUGGGCAAAGCGCUGAAGUUUGAGUUUUAACGAAUCUUUUCCAUCCCUCCUAUAAAUCACAUUUUCCUUGGAAACAUUCAUAUCAAUUGCGAUCCCUCGAGUUUCUGCAUUCUUGUCCACAAAAGUAAGCAUAGCUUCAUUCGGCAGGUUGGAUUGCUUUUCACGUUCACUCUUUUAUGGAUCUAAGAAUUCGUCUCGCAAUAGUGUUAUUUAUGAAUCUUUCAAUCUCUUUGUGACGAACAUCCUUGUUAAAGCAACCUUUUUAAUGAUUAUUUAAUUGUUAUGAUGUUAAUUUUGCAAAAUAAUCAACCGAUUUCUAAUUCAAAGCUGGACAUAUUCAGAUUGGCCGUUUCAACUAAUGUAGUUUAAUAAUUUACUUCUCAAACUACAGCUUCGUCAACUGCUAUAAAUUCAGACAUUCAGUCUCAUACCUCAACGACAAUUUAGCACAAUGUGAAUAGCUAGAAAAGAGAAAAACAGUGUGCUUUAAUCUUUUAAGUAUCAAAACCAUCCUCUAUCAACUUUGUAAAAUCUGAGAUGAUGAAUACCCACUACAAAUACAAAUACCUUUAGUUACACGUUCUGAAUGUCUACGGCCACACCUAGGCGAAAACACCAGUUCCCGUCCGAUCACUGCAGUUAAGCGUCUGAGGGUCUCGUUAGUACUAUGGUUGGAGACAACAUGGGAAUCCGGGAUGCUGUAGGCUUUUCCUUUACUUUUUUGUAUUAUUCCUUUUUUAAUCAUCGAUAUUUCGACGAACGGCUAGAGAAAUGCCGUGUUGCUUUUUGCUUAUUAUCUGCAAUAACAUGCUGAAUUAGCAUUACUUUUUUUAUGCACACUGUCUCGCAGCCGGGUUAUUACGGUUUGUUAUUGUUAAAAGCUGAAUGUAUGCGUUAAGAGGGGUAUAAAUUGUUUAUAUAUAUGUUGGAUUCUAUGCAGAAAGCUUUUUUUAGUAUCUUGAGAGACCAAUGACUUGAUUAGCUAAAUAAUGUGCUAACUUGGUUUUAAAAGGCCGGAUAAGUCAAAUCUUCCAAUUUGGAAUAUUCAUACUUUUGGUUAGACAUAUUUAUAGAUUUUCAAUUUCAUUUUAUUUUGAUAUAAUUUUUUGUUUAGUACUUAUUUCG
Messenger RNA from Schizosaccharomyces octosporus yFS286, 2108 nucleotides. RefSeq lists its product as uncharacterized. Lineage: Eukaryota; Fungi; Ascomycota; Schizosaccharomycetes; Schizosaccharomycetales; Schizosaccharomycetaceae. The coding region runs from base 275 to 1006 and encodes 243 amino acids. The record is from RefSeq and is a predicted model, not a curated record. The transcript is spliced from 5 exons.